This is a messenger RNA of Melopsittacus undulatus (budgerigar), 1011 nucleotides long. RefSeq names its product chromosome 3 C6orf163 homolog (gene C3H6orf163). The coding region runs from base 1 to 1011 and encodes 336 amino acids. The transcript has 5 exons. NCBI's taxonomy places the organism in Eukaryota, Metazoa, Chordata, Aves, Psittaciformes, Psittaculidae. The record is from RefSeq and is a predicted model, not a curated record.
AUGAUUAGAAAUCCUGAUCUGCACUCCUUCGUGUGUUGUGCUGUAUGUUCAAAAAUAGUACCACCACCACCUUCCAAUGCUACUUUUGAUCGGAUUCGGGAGUAUAAGCCGUUCGUAACACGGUAUUACACUCAUCGUGAUAUACUGGAGAUUGGAGCACACAUUGAACAAGAAAAACAUGAAAAGAAGGAGGCAGAGGUACAAGAGUGCAUUGAAAAAAUGAAAGCUGAAAUUUGGUCCCAGGCUGAAACACUCAAGGAAGAUGCAGUGGAGAAAGCCCUCAAUGAGGCAGCCACUAAACACAGUGCAUUUGUACACGACCUUCAAAAAAACUUUGAAAAGAAAUUAAGGGAAGAAGUGAGGAAGGUAAAGGCAGAGAUGCAGUGGUACAUGGAAGAACAGCAGAAGAGAGAGGCAGAAGCUGCAGAGCAAUGCAUGGCUCACAGACUUCAGAGGAUCCUGAUGGACUGUGCCCAGGACAAGAUGCAAGCUGUGGCCAAAGCCAGAAAACAGGAGAGGGAGGCAGCCUUUCAGGAAGCAGCCACUCUGCACAGGAAGUCCUUAGAACAACUCAAAGAAGAAAUUAGGUUAGCUGAGGAACAAUAUCAUAAGAGUAUAGAACAAUUAAAAAAAGAAAAAGAUCGUGAGAUUCAUGUUGUCCAGAGUAUCAUACAAAAAGAGAGUGAGGCUGAGACUGAAAAACAGCCUGAAAAAGCAGAGACUUUACAGGCCGGUGAGCUGGAAAAAGUUAUGGCUAUGCUGAAAGCAGCAGAAGAACAAAUAAAGACUCUCACACAAGAACUGGAGAAGGUGACAGAAUGGAAGGACAUCCUGGAAAAUGAAAUAGAAGCAACAAGACAAACCUUUCAAAAGUAUAUUGAUGCCACAUUUCCUAGCCUGUCCCCUGGACAAGCAGAUUUUAUUUUGCCAUUCAGGGAAGCAUUUCAGCAGGACACACCAGAAGCACCAGAGGACAAUGACAGUAUAGGAGAACUAGUAUCAGAAGUGUGA